AGAUGAAAUCGUCCUCAGCUUCAGUUAAAUAUAUGUGAAUAUGUUGUGAAAUGAUUAUUGAUCGCGACAGUGGGUUUUACGUAAGAGACGGAACGUCCAUUCAGGGUGGAAGAGUCUGAGAGCAGUCCCGCAGUGCAGCUAACGGCUCCAGCUCUACGUGAAGGUCACGCUGGCAAACCAGGAGCGCGAGCGUACUGCGCAAAACCCGGAGUCCGGACCGGGCCCUGACGUCACGGGGAGCCAUUAGAGCCGUCAGGGCCAUAAGAGCCGCGCUUUGACAGGCUGCUGCUGGGGAGUUCGAGCACAGAAACCCGUCACAGAGCCGAGGAUAAAAGGCUAAGCCGAGGACGCGCUUGGUCUCCUGCUGCAGCAAAACCCUCCGCAGCGCAGCUCCAUCUGUGCGCUGCCUCUCCGUGGCACCGCGGAACAAAGCGGCGGAGCAGGGCCGAGUCGGGCUCCGCAAUAACAGGGCGGCAUCGCGGUUCCCAAAGCUCAGUGGCCGCGCAUAUUGAAUCCAAAGCACAAAGUCCACAAGUGCAAAACACGAGAAGCUGGCAGAUGAUGUCGCGCGCAGGAUCAAAUUGAAAUGAGGCAGUGCCAGUGGUACUAGAACGGGGAUUCAUGUCGCUCUGAUUUUUUUUUUUUUUCUUUUUUUGUCUGCAUUCAUCUCCUGGCAAUCAUGGGAUCGCUGACCAGCAGGCAGAACGCCGGGGUGGAGGAGGUGGACAUCCCGUCCAAUUCUGUGUACCGCUAUCCGCCGAAAUCCGGUAGCUACUUUGCCAGCCAUUUCAUCAUGGGAGGAGAGAAGUUUGACUCCACGCACCCAGAAGGCUACUUGUUUGGGGAGAACACAGACCUCAAUUUCCUUGGGAACAGGCCAGUGGCGUUUCCGUAUGCAGCACCUCCACCUCAUGAGCCGGUAAAGACACUGCGGAGCCUCAUCAAUAUCCGCAAGGACACACUGAGAUUAGUGAGGUGCAGCGAUGACGUUAAGCUGCCCGCGGAUGAGGAGGGCAAGAGUCAUGCCUGCUACAAUGUGGAGUUCACCUUUGACGCUGACACUCAGGUUGCUGUCACCAUAUUCUACCAGGCCAUCGAGGAGUUCCACAAUGGAGUGCCAAUAUACCUGCCCCAGGACAGCUCCCUGCAGUCUGAGACAGUGCAUUUUAAGAGGGGCGUCUGCCAGCAGUUCUGCUUGCCUUCACACUCCAUCAACUUGUCGGAGUGGAGUGACGAGGAGCUGCUUUUUGACAUGGACAAAGAUGUCUACCCAAUGGUGGUGCAGGCUGUAGUGGAUGAGGGAGAAGAGCAUUUAGGUCACUCCCAUGUGCUAUUAGCCUCCUUUGAGAAGCACAUGGAUGGUAGCUACUGCGUGAAGCCCCUGAAGCAGAAGCAAGUGGUGGAUGGGGUCAGCUACCUUCUCCAAGAAAUUUAUGGCAUUGAGAACAAAUAUAACAGCCAGGAGUCAAAGGUGGCGGACGACGAGAUCAGUGACAACAGCGCAGAGUGUGUGGUGUGCCUGUCGGACGUUCGUGACACACUCAUCUUGCCAUGCCGACACCUGUGCCUCUGCAACGCCUGUGCGGACACUCUGCGCUAUCAGGCCAACUGCUGUCCCAUCUGCCGCCUGCCUUUCCGAGCUCUGCUGCAGAUCCGGGCCUUGAGGAAAAAGCUGAGCCCCCUCUCCCCAACCAGCUUCAACCCCGUCAUCACCUCCCAGACCUCCGACUCGGAAGAGCACUCGGCCUCGGAGCACAUCCCACCCGGGUAUGAAACCGUGUCUCUCCUGGAGGCUCUCAACGGCCCCCUGAGCCCCCCCACCUCUGCCCCACCCUUGCCGAGCUUGGCCGCAGGUCACGUCUCUGGGACCCUACCAUCAUACGGUACAGAGACUCACCCCCUUCCCGCGAGGUCCCUCUCCCCCCUGGACCGGUACCUUGACCCCAGUCAGGGGCUGAAGCUCAAGAAAAGUAGUUCCAAGUCCCUGUCUCAGAAUUCCUCAGUGCUGCCUGAAGAGGAUGAUGAGAAGUCGUGCAGUGAGUCGGAGGCACGGGCAUGUCGAAGGAAGAUAGCUGUUGAUCAGGCUGAAUGUGGCGUGACGCCUGAGAGCGAGAACCUCACCCUGUCCUCCUCUGGAGCCAUCGAUCAGUCGUCGUGCACCGGGACACCCCUGUCCUCCACCAUCACUUCCCCUGAAGAUCCAGUGAGCAGUAGCCUGGCCCAGUCUGUGAUGUCGAUGGCAUCCUCCCAAAGCCAGCACUCCCGGAUUAGCACUGACACCCUGUCCUCCAUGUCGGGCUCCUACGUUGCUGGAGCUGACGGGGAAGGCCCUGAGACCCCCAUGGAGAGCAGGGACCCAUCCCAGCAGGAAGGGGAGGGGACGCCGGUCGAAGUGCAGGAGCAGAACUUUGCCGCGGCAAUGGCCGAGGAGCAGGACUCUGAGGGCAACGAUGUCACUGAAGAGGACUGUCCUUCGCCCACCCAGGACCAGGGUGGGCGGAGGAGAAGCGAGGUGACUUGUCCAGAGUUUGACAAUAACAAUCAGGGCCAGUGUGAGACCCCCUGCUUGACAGGGCUGGACAAUGAGCAGUGCCCUGAAGGCCGAUUCGCUGGCCUGCUGUACCUGGGAUUCAACCGACAGGGACAGGAACCCCUGCCGCAGCAUGCCUCCACCAGCAACAUCAACCUGGAAGAAAGGGGUCCUGGUGGCACAGGAACGAGUCCUAAAAACACACCCCACCGCGGACCCCUUGCUGUAUAACUGCACCCCAGCUUGAAAUGGCUGAUUCCCCCCCCCCCCCAAUGCCAUCAGCCAUGCUCUUCCCACUAACAGCGAAUACAGGGGAGAGAACUCCGAACCCUAACUUUCAAGCAUCCAUCUACUACAGAUCAACCUUUCUCUAUCCAGGGACAAACUGUCCUUGUUUGGGCAGGGAUCAGGACCAGGUUUCCCUAGGGACAUCCAAAGAAGAAAGUAGUGUACUGAAGGACCCAGUGUAAAUGUGUAUAUUAAAAAGAAACCGGUUUCCUUAACCAGACAUGGGACAGUGGAGAUGCUUUCCUGUUCCACAAUGAUUGAUUUACUGGUCUCUGGAAUGCUGUAGGCUCCAUUGUCUUCUCCACAUGAGCAGUCAGAUUUCUCUAGCCUGACCUCCACCAACCUGACCACCCAGCCCUGCUCCCAGCCCGAGCCUCCCAUGAGGCCUCCAUGAUUUAGGGUGCCGACAGGCACGCCAACCUGCACCCCGGGACAUGUCGAGGGGAGGGCAAUGACUCAAGCAGACUGUUCUCUUGCCAUUUCCUCCUAGCAAAAAUGGGACAAGCAGACAGAGUCUUGCCUUUGGUUUCAAGUUAUCUCCUUAGGUACACUUGGAGUUACUAUCUAUAGUAGUACUAGCCUGGUUGCUCCUCCCCAUCCCCUCUGAACUGGAAAAGACAAUAGUACAUUAGCUGUUGGUCAGUGGGAGCCCGGCUAGCAGAAUGACUUUCUGGAAGCUUCUAGAACUGUUAUGGGUUCCACAUGAAGAAAAGGGACCGAAGGAAAUGCACCACAAUCAAGUCAUUGCAUUACAUCAUAUUUUUUUUUUUUUUCUUUUUCAGUUGCUUGUAUAAAGGAUUCCCUUCAUUGAAAGCAUAAAAAAACCAACACACGGAUUUGAGCUCAACCUGCAUUUGUGUGAUUCUGAACAUGUCAAAAUCUGCUUUAAUUAUAUGCGUAACUUAUUUUGAUUUUGCUCCAUAGCUGAUAAUGUCUGCUGGAACUCGUGUGAAGCUCAAAGAAAGUUUGAAAGGUUUACAGCUGAAGAAUGUAAUAAGUUAUUUCAAUGAUAGAUGGUGAAUGUUACAAUUAUUAAUGCAGGAGUUAUAAUUGAUGGGAAUGGAAUACACAUCACCAUGUUUCAGUUCCUCCAUUUACAUUGCAGCGCUUUGUUAAUGGGACUCUGCAGCCUUCUAGCUCGACUGAGUGUCUACUGUAGAAUACAAAAGAAAAAGUAAAGCAAUAAGAAGCCUUGGCAUCCUCUGUGGCCCUGUUCCUGUUGACAUUUGACUGCGAAACCCCCCUUUUCACUCAGCGGGUCACUGCAGCCCCGGGUUCUAUUGAGCUGGCUGCAAGUACAGACACUUGUUUCCAGAAUGAUGCUCAUCCGGUCUCAGUGAGAUCCUGCUUUUUGGUCAGUGUUUCUUUGCCCUGAUAAGAGCUGCAAGACCGUUUCAGCCAUGCCAGUAUUUAAUAGAAAUGUCAUUGCUGUGGUUUCUUAAGACAGCACUUGCUUUCUGUUCAAGCAGAACUUUCUGAGAGCUUAUGGAUUUUGCUUCAUGUGAUCUUUUACUUCUGCAGUGCUCGGAAGACAAAUGGGCCUAGUCCGUCUUCCAGCACAAGCGGAAAUGAACAUUAUCAUAGUGGAAUGAUAUGCUGAACAAGUGGAUUGUGCAAUACGACUAUAUUAAUGGCAUAAAAUGACUGUUUCUCAUAGCUGUUUUGCCCAUAUGAUAAAAUUUGAUGUUCCCUCGUUACUGUACCCAGUCGAUCUCCUUGUGGGAGUUGAAUAUUAACCAAUCCGUUGUGCGGUGGUGUGUCUCAAAAUGCAAGGAUGUUGCUAGCAGCCUAUAGUAUUACAAUAAAGGAGAGUGUCAAGUCUUCACUGAUUAACCUUCCACCCACUACUUCAGAGUAGGCACUUUUCAAUACACAUUUUCCUCUGAAACACAUCUCUUUUUGUGUCUUUUACUAAAUCCUCCAAAGGAAAAGUGUAGGGUGGUUUCACUGCUCCAGACUAACUAGUCUGGAGCUGUAGGUAGCUUCCAUUUGCUGUGACCACAUUUGUGCUUAUUGUAAGGAGUGAACCUAUAAGUACCCAUUUCUGCUGACAGAUUACAAUUUGUCUUAUUUAUAUUUUUGUUUUCCAGUUUAGUAUAGCUCUGUCUUUACUGUUGUUAUGUGUUUUAUUCGUUUAAGCUGUUUAUAAUAUUAGACGAUAGUGUGUACAAUGAAUAAAAAUACAGCAUAGCAUACCUCCUUUAAAAGGGAAACUAAUUCUUGUUAUGAGCAAAUUUCUCUUCGGUUCAUCGGAAUCAUAGUGCAUGUAAAAAUGUGUAGAGGCAGCAUGGUAGUCUAGCACAGUCCCACCGAAUCAGUAGAAUUCCUCCGCCCUUUCUUGUCUUAACACUAUAUUUGCACUAUACUUUAAUCACUUACUCAUGGACAGUGGUCCAUCAUUCACAUGUACAGAGCUAGCACAUACUGUAUAUCAUUGUGGCCCUGAAACCCGAUCAGUAAUAAAUAAUGGUUCCAUCCUAAACUCUUUUAUCUUGGUGAUGUUCCCUUUAGAAAUGUAAAGCAAUGGAUCAAUCGUUUCAACAAUUAAGUUUUUUAGAGUUCUGAUGACAAAGAAGAACAAUAAACAAUUUUCGAAAC
This is a messenger RNA of Scleropages formosus (Asian bonytongue), 5416 nucleotides long. RefSeq names its product ring finger protein 157 (gene rnf157). Gene Ontology annotation, molecular function: ubiquitin protein ligase activity. The record is from RefSeq and is a predicted model, not a curated record. Lineage: Eukaryota; Metazoa; Chordata; Actinopteri; Osteoglossiformes; Osteoglossidae. Gene Ontology annotation, biological process: protein ubiquitination. Gene Ontology annotation, cellular component: cytoplasm. Bases 680 to 2761 code for a protein of 693 amino acids. The transcript has 20 exons.